Molecule: messenger RNA, 3050 nt
Organism: Polyodon spathula (Mississippi paddlefish)
Lineage: Eukaryota; Metazoa; Chordata; Actinopteri; Acipenseriformes; Polyodontidae
Gene: thap4
Product: THAP domain containing 4
Exons: 6
Coding region: 85-1536 (483 amino acids)
Source: RefSeq, a predicted model, not a curated record
CACAGAGUUAUUAUAGUUUGUUUUAUAGUAAAACGCUGUAAUUACUUUAACCGCAUUGAAAUACGUGUUUAGUUAGUUGUAAAGAUGGUGAUAUCAUGCGCUGCUGUGAACUGCACAAACAGACAAGGGAAAGUUGAUAAAUCUGUUAUUUCGUUUCACAGGUUCCCUAUCAAAAAUGCUAGGCGGCUGGAGCUUUGGAAGCAGGCAGUUCGAAGAGAGAGAUGGACACCAAACAAGUACUCAUUCCUGUGCAGCAAACACUUCACCCCAGACAGCUUUCAGGAAAGGUAUGAGGACCAGCACAGGCAGCUCAAGGGCAACGCUGUGCCCUCCAUCUUCGACUUCACUGACAAGACCAGAAACUCCAACUCGAUGGUGCGCAGGAAAGUGCUUUGCAAAGACUCUUUGGAACAAGAUGCCGGCUCAGAGGAACAGGGGGUGACAAGAGCCACUAAAAAGAGGAAGGCUGCUUCCCAGGAAGAUGUGAAGCUCAAGAAAGAAAGAGACAUUAGCCCCAUAGCAGUAGAAGAGGGCCCCCAGCAUGCCGUGGGAGAGUGGGCAAUGGGUGGCAGUGGGGAAGCAGAGGUAUUCACCCCUUCUUCCUGCAGCUUCAUAGACACAUUACACUCCUACAGCUACACUUCCAGACAGGAGCGGGACCAGACUGCCAGGAGCAAGCACAAGAAGAUGAGUAAAAAGGCAGAGCCAGAGUCAAAAAGUACUGCCGCCCCCACUGCCUCGGAACAUGACCUGAUCAAAAACUUUAACAUCCUCGUCCCCGAUCCCCACCCUGUUGAGGGCCCUGUGAAGCACUCAAGUGACAGCUCCUGCCGUCACGUGCUGAUCGACUCUCUGCACUCAUACUGCUUCACAGACUGGCUGGCUAGCAAGGGGCAGGGCAGGCAUGGGAGGCUGGUGAGGAGGCAGCUGCUCCGGAGGAGAGCCCGGCGUCUUCAUGCACAGCUGCAGCUCAGGAAGGGGAAGGAGCUGCUGGAGAGGAAGAGGACCCAGUGGGUCUCCAACAUGCUGGCUCCACAGAGAGCAGAUGCCCCAUUGAACCCGGUAAUAAAGCCCCUGGAGUGGAUGCUGGGGUCCUGGGAGUGUGACGAGCCAGGAGAGGGGACCUUUCCCACCAUCCAGCCCUUCCGAUACACAGAGACGCUUCACAUCUUCCACGUGGGACAGCCCAUGCUUAACUUCAUGUUCAAUGCCUUCCACUCUGAGACUAAGAAACCGCUGCACAGAGAAUGUGGCUUCAUCCGUGUGGAACCUGGCAAAGACAAAGUGGCUUUUAUCAUUGCCCAGAACACAGGCCUGGUUGAGAUUGAGGAGGGGAAGCUUAGCGGUCAGGAGUUGACCCUGCAGUCCCAGUCUGUGUCCCGCAUCUCCUUUGCUAAAGAGCCACACGUCCAGCAGAUCUCCCGGACUUUCCGACUCAAGGAAGAUGGCAGGCUGGAGCAGACGGUGUGCAUGGCGACUGAAGGCCAGCCUCUCUCAAAGCACCUGCACAUCACCUACAGGAAGAGAGCGCCCUGAAGGGAAUGGAGAGGCUUGCUAAGGGAGUAUCCAACACAAACCACAUGAUCGUUAACAUGGCUCCUGCAGCUCGUUGAAUGACAGUUGUGAACAACCUGAACUCAAUCAAUUAUAUAUUUAACUGAAUUUUACAGCAGAAUGCAAAAGAAUGUACUCUGGACUAGCUUAUUUACUACUGUGUAAAAUUUACAGCAACAAAAUAACCUACAAUUAAUAACACACAAAAUGUAUAGAAAUCUGUUUUCAGAUUCCAUGUUAGAAAGCAGUAUAUGUAAAGCGAUUGUAGCUUUCCAUGCCAUGCACAUCCAUUCACUCACUGUACAUCUCAGUCGUAGUUUUGAAAGAAAUCUGUUUUAGCAAGUAUGAGUUUUCAUUUUAAACCUUGAUGUCUGGAACUAUAUUAGGUUGUAGAAAUAUUUGAUUGCAGACUGAUAGCCUUGCACUUGCAUGGUCAUUUCCACUAGAAAUUGUCAACACCCCUUUAGGUCCUUCUUUCCUGUCAGUACCCAGCUGUUUGCUUCCCAUACUGAGUGAUAUGCUUUGCAGCCAGUAAGAUGCUUGACCCUGAAGAUAGGUGACAAGUCCUAGGAAGUGCAAGUGUAUUUAUUUCCUGUAAUGCAAGGCAAGCAAACUGACAACCUAGUGUAGUACCGAAUAUCAUGUUUCAAAAUGAUAGUACAGUGUGCAAUAUCAAGUUCAUCUCUAAACUAGACACAUCUACAGUGAAGUGCAUAACAGGUAGGAGUUGAGAAAGUAUUGUGUUGGCUGUAACCAGUUUAAAUAUCCUGCAUGUCCACCCCAUGCUAAUUGUUAAAGUCCUAGUUUGUCGAACUACAGGAAACUGCUUUGAAGUAAUUGUUCCCAUAAAUCUGAACCUAGCAGACAGGCUCUAGAUUUCCAGUCAAAGGUGUGUUUUCAUUUUCUGGAACCGCUUUGCACCACAUAUCAAUCCUUUGUGCACUUCGACAGACCACAAUUAGUACGAAGCUUGGCUACCUAAGAUAACUUUAGGCAGUCCAAAGUUAGUUUGAAUUGUCUUCUGUGAAUCCUAUCUAUAAGGCAUAUUUUACCUCUAAAUGCUGAGCUGUACAAAAAUGUGUUGCUUAUUAUUCAUAGUUGUGCUUGCAUGUAGUUAUAGUGAUGUAGUAACUUCUCACUAUAUUUACAUCAGGGCAUCAACAACGUCUAUAUUUACAUCGGCACCAACAAACGCCCUCAUACUUGUUGUUAUAAUAUUAUAAUUGAAAUUAUUAGAUGGAAAUUCUAGCCUAUUUUAUUUCAAUUUGUAUGAACACAUUGUUGUCAUGUCCUGUAGUAAAUGAGGUGUGGAGGUUAAUAAGACAAAGGUCAGGGCCAUAAGUAGAGACUUCCUGUCAGCUUCACAUGUGCAGCUUGUUGCAUUGGGAUACUGCUUUUCAUUUUGUUUUGUUUGAUACAUGCAAGGCUACGGAAUACUGUUCUAAAUCUAAAGCACUCCAUUUGUACUUAAUCCUAUAAUAAAGUGUACAGGACAG